This is a messenger RNA of Phlebotomus papatasi, 1661 nucleotides long. RefSeq lists its product as uncharacterized. Lineage: Eukaryota; Metazoa; Arthropoda; Insecta; Diptera; Psychodidae. The transcript has 6 exons. The record is from RefSeq and is a predicted model, not a curated record. Bases 507 to 1583 code for a protein of 358 amino acids. Gene Ontology annotation, molecular function: protein binding.
AGUGGCAGCCUUGUGUGGAGGAAAAACCGCCCCACUGGGGAUUGGAAGUUCUUCGCCAGCAUCCAGCAGCAGUUGUUCGUAUAUGGACCAGAGUGUAUUGAUUUCUCUCUGCACACAUUUCGAGUUCGAUAUCGCGGAAUAAGUAGGACAUUUCUCUUGUGCGGUGGAGACAAGAAAAAAAUUGGUGUAUAGCCGUCCGUUGGCAAUUUUGGUGUCCGGAUAGUGGUGCUGAGGUGAUAUCAAUCACAGAUAUAUUUCACAUAGUUGAGAAAAUUGUUAGGUGAUGAGAGAAUGUGACGAAAAAUGCCUUUGAGUGGGAUUUUCGUUAAAAUAUGGCCACCACGGCUAGGCAUCAGUGAGCGCCUUCCAUUGGCGGCCCAGAUCCGGUGGUGUCUGGUGUUUCUCUAGUCACACGCGCCCCCGCGGUGGUCGGAUUUUUGGUUUUUUGAUUUUGUCGCAAACAUCGCUGUGAGACCUCAGCAUUUGCCUAUAUAAUUGUAGAGAAAAUGCAACCUCGACAAGCUCUUGGGCCGACAUCGUCAUCUUCAUCAACGGGAAAGCAAGUGGUGGAGCUCAAUGGGUAUGUCAUCAUUCUGGUGGAGGGUCGAGAUGGAAAAAUCAAAUUGUAUGGGUCACCCGCCGACAAGGACAAUCUCGAGGUGGCCGAUGAGAUUUUGGAUAUCAACGAGAGGAAGCUGGAAGAUCUCCCACGAUCGGAGGUCAUCCGGCACAUUCAUGAGUGCAUCCAGUCUUGCAUGAUAAAGUUACGAGUUAAGAGAAGGAGUGAUUCUCGACUGGCCGGUGAACUUGGCAAUGCCGUUCAAGAUGCCUUCGUCAUUGCUGUGGAACAACAGGCCAGGGAGCGUCUGCAGCGAUUGUCAGCCCUCAAGAGGAUCACUCCUGUUGACAUGUCACAACUAUCAAUCAAGCUAAAUCAACAGACAAAGGGAGCCGCAGCGCACGAUUUGAGUUUCUUGAAGGAAGCAUCUCCCAUUUAUGUGACUUCAUUUACUGGCAAUCACGUGACUGGUACCACAACAACGACAGUGACUACCGUUGCCAAUUGCAUAACUGGGACCAACAACAUAUUGCCAAAUCAACCGCCACCAUUGAACAAUAAUCAACCAUCGAUUGGUGGAAAAGCGGCUAGCGGAGGUGGUGGCAUUUCCAUUGAAACCACUGCGCAAAUAAAUCACCAUCCAGUGAAUCACACGAGCAGUCAGAUUGGUGUUCAGCCACCAUCAGCAUUGACAAGUAAUGUGCAGCAGCAACAAGUGACGACUUCUUCAACGAACAAUCAACAAUUCAUAAAUAAUAAUCCUAAUAUAACACUUAAUAACAAUAAUAGCAAUAAUUGUGGUGCUGGAAACACAACCUUUAGUAGUUUUUAUGGAAGUAGUACUAGUGAAAUUCUAGCCAACGGCCACGGACCAAGGCGUGAGUUAGCGACACUUUCGGAGGGAGAUUCUGAGCCACUAAACGAGUUCCUCGAGGCCAAUAGCAUAUCAAAGGGUGAUUUACCAUUCGUUGGUGGUACUGAAGUUCUUCUCGGUGAUCAGAGUCUUCGUCUCGAUAGUCGGUAAGUUCCAAAAAAAAAAACCUAUAUUAAUUUUCUUAUAAGACUCCUCUCUAAUACCAAACCCAAAUACCAUCUGGGAAAA